This is a messenger RNA of Xylona heveae TC161, 774 nucleotides long. RefSeq lists its product as hypothetical. The record is from RefSeq and is a predicted model, not a curated record. The transcript is spliced from 2 exons. The coding region runs from base 1 to 774 and encodes 257 amino acids. NCBI's taxonomy places the organism in Eukaryota, Fungi, Ascomycota, Xylonomycetes, Xylonales, Xylonaceae.
AUGCGUCUCCUUCGCGCCCUCGCCGGGGCCGUCUUGCCCUUUCUCGCAGUCGCCUCCUCGACCGGCUCCGGCUCAACAUCAGACGCAGCUCAGUCCGAAACCUCCUCCUCUUCAACAACCGUAUACUACUGGCCACUCGACGCCGCGUCCCCGUCCGUACUCGCAAAAGUGUCGUACGACCCGAAGACGCUCGGGUAUCAGAUUGACGAAUACAAUUCUCCUGUCUUGGCUCUUUCAUCUUCUUCAUCCUCCGAGAAUACUCCAGGCGAACAGAAACAGCAAGAGCAAUUGGUGCGCAUUGGGCUAUACGACCCAGCGACACACGCAUGGACAGGCACUGUGACGCAACUAGCCAGUUUCGCAGAGGAGUAUCAUAAGAGUCUCGCGCUGAGCGUGGAUGCGCGCGGGGAGGUAUGGCACGUGGGAUUCCGGGCGUGGAAGCAGGGUCCGGGCACGGGAGCGGGCACGGGAACGGGCAAUGCUCAAAAUAGCCAGGGCAAUGGGCAGAAAGGGGGCCAGGGAAAGAACCAGGGCAACGGCCAGAAACAACAGGGCCAAGGAGAAGAAAGUAAGGGAGGAGAAAAUAAGGGCGAGAUCAAGGUCGAGUUGGUGAAGCCGAACAAAGGCGCGGAACCGCAUCUGAAUAAACCGAUUGUGUUGAAUCCGGAUGGGAAGAUGCCGCAGAAGGAGCCGGAGAAGACGAUUUUGCAAAAGUACUGGUGGGUCUUUGCAGCAAUUACGUUACUGCUCAUGGCGGGCGGUGGAGACAAAUAG